AUGUAUGUCCACGUCAAGUAUGAAGAUGAAGUGGAAGCUAUCCUGCCGGUUUCCAAAAUUCGGAAUUUCCACCCCACUUCUUUGAACGAUUUCAACCCGUCCCAGAUCGUGUAUGCCUACUGGAGAAACGCGAGUGGCGACGUUGAAGACUAUUAUCCUGCUAAAAUCGCCAUGCUGAAGGAAUCAGUCCAAGAACUGGCAAAAACUCUGACUGCAAUGCACAAGGCGGUGCCCGAAAUAUUUAAGGAUGAGGAAGGAGAUCCAAAACCUCCGUCGCAGCAGGGCCUUUCGCAAGAGCACAAGGCUGCCAACAUAAGAACUGCAAGGAACAGGGGUCUCAAAAGGAUCCUUGAGACGCACAAGGAGAAUAAGAGCUGUGAUGGCAGCUCUGAAUUGGCAGCUUUAAGGAAGGAAAACGAAGUCCUUCAGAAGCAGCUCGCAGAGACUAGGAGCCUGCUGGAGAGGGAACGCGAGCUUUGCCAUCAAAUCAACAUGGCAUUGCUAAAAAAGCUUGCCAUGACUGAAUGCGUAAGGUGUGCUCCGGCCGAUGCUGCUCCAAGGGCUUCAGAGUUUCGGAACCUGAGAGCUGCAUUUCAAGUAGUUGACAACGAUGGACAAGCUGACGUUCCAGACAACCAUGACAGAGGUGACUACACGAUUCGUGCUGAGGCAGCAAACGCUGAUGGCCAUGCAGGGCAUCAUGUGAAUUUUGAUUCACGUGUGUGCAGCAGGCUACUCGCUGAACAGCUAAGUGGAGAUUCUCAGCUGAUGCUGCUCAUUCGGAACUGUUGAUCAUGUCUGCAUAACUUUGGCGAGCCUAGUGUCAGUCAACAUGGACGCCCGGACAGUUGGAUGCCUGCCUUAUCUACGGCUUGGUAUCACCGUGGCAGUGGGUCAUACGCAGUUCAGUUAGUGCAAGUGUUUCAGGAACAUUCACACUUUAAAAAAAUGUGUAAUUAACAUUUACAGGCUAACUAGAGCAGUAGAAGGGCUAGCUGCUUGUCAGCCGUGUUGUACGGGGCGUCUGCCAAAUGCCACCAAAGACAGGGAAAAUUGCGAAUCGCAACUGGCUGUCACACCUAGGACUGGGCGCCACAGUUGCAGACACACUUUUCCCACUGAUGCUCUGGACGGGCAGGAACAACCGAAUGCUUCGAAUAUCAACUUUAAGUUAGAUCUUAAUGGGACAGGAAACAAUAGCUCAUACAGUAUCCAUUACCCAAAUUGUGCUUCACGUGGAGUGAGCACAUUGUGUUCUGAGAUGUCUGGGGUGUUGAAUAAGGUCGCGCUGUGGUGCCCAGUGAAAUUUAUUGAAAUUGUCUGUGAAAACAAGGAAAAUGUAGGGAAUUUAAAAAGUACAGUUUGAUAGACACCUCGUCAUCAUAAUUCACUUGAAAUACUAUCAGCUCCUGGUCCAAAAACUUGCAGUUUGUUUUCUCAUAAAUUUCAAAUUUAAAGUUUACUUUAACCAGAUUAUGUGUGGGACAAGAGCAUUAUGCUUACAGUGUCCAAUAAUUUUGAGAACACCACUUAAAAUCCACCCCUCCAAGCUUGAGGCUGUUUUGCUUGUGUAUGCUGUGUUAGAAUAAUAAACAAAGCACCACCAUUCUUUCAGGUACAGGGGCUGGCCAAUGGAGCCGUACCCAGCAUGGAAUAACCAGAAAUGGCACACACACCUCCUGCCUCCAAUGAAGGUUGUUUCAGAGAAGA
Messenger RNA from Ornithodoros turicata, 1710 nucleotides. RefSeq lists its product as uncharacterized. The record is from RefSeq and is a predicted model, not a curated record. NCBI's taxonomy places the organism in Eukaryota, Metazoa, Arthropoda, Arachnida, Ixodida, Argasidae. The transcript is spliced from 6 exons. Bases 1 to 792 code for a protein of 263 amino acids.